Pleuronectes platessa (European plaice) is the source of this 2604-nucleotide messenger RNA. RefSeq names its product SLIT and NTRK-like family, member 5b (gene slitrk5b). Lineage: Eukaryota; Metazoa; Chordata; Actinopteri; Pleuronectiformes; Pleuronectidae. The coding region runs from base 1 to 2604 and encodes 867 amino acids. Gene Ontology annotation, molecular function: protein binding. Gene Ontology annotation, biological process: axonogenesis; regulation of presynapse assembly; positive regulation of synapse assembly. The transcript has a single exon. The record is from RefSeq and is a predicted model, not a curated record. Gene Ontology annotation, cellular component: membrane.
AUGCAUCCCUGGAUCUCGUAUGUGUUGCUGAGUGCAGCGUCAGUGUGCACGGCUGACGUGAUUGGCACUUAUGGAGAGAUGUGUCAAAGACUGUGUGCCUGCGAGGAGAGAGAGGGGAUACUUACAGUGAGCUGCGAAAACAGAGGAAUUGUGAGUCUGGCAGAUCUAACCCCGGUGCACUUCCCCCAGUAUCAUCUGCUGCUCACAGGGAAUCUGCUGAAGAAGCUGUCUGCCAAUGAUCUUGUCGAGUACAAGGGACUUACAAUACUGCAUCUGGGAAAUAACGACAUAUCUGAGGUGGAAGCGGGAGCGUUCAACGGGCUUCCGGGAUUAAAGCGCUUGCAUCUGAACAACAACAAAAUUGAUGCCUUGAAGGAAGAGUUGUUCUUUGGCCUUGAAAGUUUGGAAUAUCUACAACUCGAUUAUAAUUAUAUCACCCAUGUGGCGCCCAACGCCUUCAGCCGGCUGCGGCAUCUGGAGGUCCUGAUUCUGAAUGACAACUUGAUAUCCACUCUGCCGGUGAAUAGUUUCCAGCACGUGCCGUUGACUCAUUUGGACUUGAGGGGGAAUCAGCUCAAAGUGCUCCCCUACUCGGGACUGCUGGAGCACAUGAACGGCGUCGUGGAGCUACAGCUGGAGGAGAACCCCUGGAACUGCUCCUGCGAGCUGAUCGCCCUCAAAACCUGGCUGGAGAGCAUAUCGUACAUGGCUCUGGUCGGGGACGUCGUCUGCGAGUUCCCGUUCCGGCUCCACGGCAGGGAUGUAGAUGAGGUCUCAAAACAGGAGUUGUGCCCGAGGAGAGCCAUCGCUGAAUAUGAGAUGCCACCCCUGCCGCAUUUGAGCAGCGAUGCAUACUUCAGGACCACGCCAAGUCUCGUUACAGCUUCCUUCACUUCAUCUGGGAUCGCGCGGUCCUCAUCAAGACCCACCAAGGCCCCUCGACAAUCUGGCAAAUUAAAAGCGAGGCCCACGGCUCGCGUCCCGUCUAAUAAGCCACAAAAUUAUGGACAAAUCAUUUCAUAUCAGACCAAAUCCCCCGUGCCUUUAGACUGCCCGACUGCCUGCACCUGCAAUCUUCAGAUUUCAGACCUCGGCCUGAACGUGAACUGCCAGGAGAAAAAGAUUGAGCAUAUAUCGGACUUAAAUCCCAAACCCUACAACCCCAAAAAGAUGUAUCUCACUGGGAAUUACAUCCCUGUCGUGCGUCGAUCAGAUUUCAUUGAGUCGACUGGGUUAGAUUUGCUUCAUCUUGGCAACAAUCGAAUAGCUCGCAUCCACGACAGAGCGUUUGGCGACCUGACACAUCUGAGAAGACUUUACCUCAAUGGGAAUUUGAUAGACCGUCUCAAAGCGGACAUGUUUUACGGCUUGGAAACCUUACAGUUCCUAUAUUUAGAAUACAACGUCAUCAAAGAGGUUUCCCCCGACACCUUUCAGCACGUGCCCAAACUUCAGCUUCUGUUUCUCAGCAACAACCUCCUGAAAACGUUACCAGUGGGGACCUUCAAGGGCCUGACGCUAGCCAGGCUAAAUCUUCGCAGCAACCACCUGCGCUACCUGCCGGUCAGCGGCGUGCUGGACCAGCUCACGGCGCUGGUGCAAGUCGACUUGUUUGAGAAUCCCUGGGACUGCUCCUGCACCGUCCUGGAGCUGAAGAUGUGGCUGGAGCAGCUCAGCACAGGCACGGUUUUGAACAAUGUCAUCUGUGGCUCGCCUAAGAAACUAGCCGGGGAGGAUAUGAGAUACAUUAAGACAUCUAAUUUCUGCCCUAAUAACUCUGAUACGCUUGCCUCCGCGAUCCCCCCCUCGGAGGAGUCUUUCCCCGGAAGCACUAUCACCAUAGAAACCUCCCUGGACUCUGACACACAGUACAGCGCCAUCCCUUUGUCUGUGAUGAUUCUUGCCCUCCUCCUCAUGUUCAUCGUGUCUGUGUUUGUGGCCGCGGGAUUGUUCGUGACGAUGAAAAAGAGACAUCAGAAGAAUGAGAAUGAGCACAACAACUCCAUGAACGCCUGCAUCAGCUCUCUCAACAUGGAGUACGGCCUUUACAAGAAGGCGUCCCUCCCCAAAGUCAGGACGUCCGCUGGCCACGUGUACGAGUACAUCCCGCCUCCCACAGACACCUCACGCAGAACCUCCGCUCCCACGCCGACGGACAACAAAUCGGUGGAUGGAUUUAGGGACUUUGAUGAGUUGAGCGGCGCGUUUCUGGGCAACUCGGACGAGGAGGCAGUCAGUAAUGUCAUAAGCUCAGAAUAUAGUGCGGCGACUCCAGAGCCUCUUAACAAGCCAUCCACCCCUCACCAAGACGGCCCGUGUUACUACAGAGACACACACGAGCCCGACAAGCACACGCGCUACAGCAAUACGCUGCCAUGCAGGCACACAGCGCACGCAUCGAGUCAGUACACCUCAGACUUUGAUGCGAGGCCCCAGUACAUGCAGCCAGAGAGAAUACAACAGACGAUACUGUAUUGCACAGCACCAAGUACUGGUUAUGUGGAGCCCAACAGGAGCGAGUACUGGGAACUCAAAGCCAAGCUCCACAUUGAUCCUGAUUACCUUGAGGUUCUCGAAAAGAGAACCACAUUCACACAGUUCUGA